AUGAGUUUCGGCUUACCAUUGUUCUGCUGGCGCUUUCAGAAAUUAGCGCUUUUGUGUUGUUCACUGUUGCUCAUCAUAUUCACAUAUUGUAAUCUCCAUUUUCCGUCUAAUGUAUGGAGUUUGUUCCGACACCUGUCAAUUCCUAAUGAUUCUGCAUGGAAAACGUUUUCAGUAGAUGAAAUAAAUCAAAGAUUGCUUGAGGAUUAUUUGGCCUUAGAGAAGCUUAAAAUACAAAUGCACUCUGUUCAGCAGGAAUUUGCUCGAUUGAAAAAGAAUUCAUAUCAGAUCAAGACGCUGCAAAAGUCGGACGAUGGAGGGUAUGUCAGCGUAAGAUAUCAAAAUGAAGCAAACCGGAAACGGAUUCUUGUCACCGGUGGUGCGGGCUUUGUCGGUUCUCAUUUGGUAGAUCAUUUGAUGCUUGAUGGACAUGAGGUAGUCGCACUUGAUAAUUAUUUCACCGGUCGAAAACGAAAUGUGGAACACUGGGUUGGACACCCUAAUUUCGAGCUUGUCCAUCAUGAUGUAGUUAAUUCAUAUCUUACUGAAGUAGAUGAAAUCUAUCACCUUGCUUCCCCUGCAUCACCAAUCCAUUAUAUGUAUAAUCCUGUAAAAACCAUCAAAACGAACACCAUUGGCACCAUAAAUAUGUUAGGCUUAGCGAGGAGAUUGAAAGCACGUAUAUUAUUAGCCUCAACAUCUGAAAUUUAUGGUAAUCCAGGAGUACAUCCACAACCAGAAAAUUACUGGGGUCAUGUAAAUCCAGUAGGACCACGAUCGUGCUACGAUGAAGGGAAGCGGGUUGCGGAGACAUUGAUGAUUGCUUAUCAUGUCCAAGAGAAAGUGGACAUCCGAAUUGCUCGGAUAUUCAAUACAUUUGGACCUCGAAUGCAUAUGAACGAUGGUCGUGUUGUAAGUAAUUUCAUCUUGCAAGCUUUGCGUGGUCAUCCGAUAACCAUCUAUGGUAAUGGAAAACAGACACGUUCGUUCCAGUAUGUGGAUGAUUUGGUGACAGGAUUAAUCAGAUUAAUGGAAAGUAACUGCACAGAUCCAGUUAAUUUAGGAAAUCCUGAAGAAAGAACAAUUAAUGAAUUUGCAGAGUUGGUCCGUGAUUUAGUAGGUAGUAAUUCGAGUAUUGUUCAUGAACCUGGACAGCAGGAUGAUCCACAACAACGCAAGCCUGAUAUCUCACGAGCUAAUGAAAAAUUGAAUUGGAAGCCUUUAGUUUCGAUGCAUGAUGGUUUACUUAAGACAAUUGAUUACUUUCGAGAGGAACUGGAAUAUGAUCAAAUGAUGCUGAAAGAUUAUGGAAAAGAAGAUGGAACAGAUGAUAGAUCGAAAACUUUCUUUGCAACUCGGAAAAAUUUAUGA
Messenger RNA from Cercopithifilaria johnstoni, 1368 nucleotides. The record is from the annotation of a GenBank genome assembly. NCBI's taxonomy places the organism in Eukaryota, Metazoa, Nematoda, Chromadorea, Rhabditida, Onchocercidae.